AUUUCUUCUUUCAUCUUUUUUUCUCAGAUAUUCACACAGCUCAUAAACAUCCAAAACCCCAACGGCGUUUUGAUGCAUUAAAAUAUUGAGUUUUCGUUGUUUAUCAUUGAAUGUCGUGCUGCCUAUCUUAUUAGCCCUGAGUUCAGAGGAAUCCCAAGGCUGCUGUCCCAGUUCUCAUACCAUUUUCUUCUUGGAUAUGCUCCCCCAUUGUUAAUCAGUAAUGUAUCUUCUUCUUUACUUAAAUCCCAUCAAGUGAAAGCUUUAAGCUUGGAUGAGGAUUGAAGAGUGAUUCCCUUGUUGUUAAUGGCUGCUUGUGAUUUGGUUGGUGGGAAUGGGAGUAACAGAAGGAGCAACGCGAACGAAGAAAACCCAGUGAGAAGCAGCGCCAUGAGGAAGAGAAUGGGUUCUGAGAUUUCCGAUUAUCACAGGUUUCCUCGCCGGAAUCUUGCUUCCGAUAGCAGCAUGGCUUGUUCUUUCAUGGCUGCUAAUAAUAACCCUAAUCCACUCUUCAACUACUCCACUAUGAAUAUGGAUAAUAAUAAUACAUGUGUUAUUCCUUCUUCGAGUUUCGCCGCCUUGACGUCAGCCGGACCACCUGCUUUUUUAUCUACGACAGCCUCGAGUUUCUCUGGUGUCGACACCGUGUCCUCCACUAGUUCUCAGCCGCCUGCCGUGUGUGGGUUCUCGGGUUUGCCUCUGUUUCCACCAUCGGAUAGGAAUCGAAACGGAAACGCUUCCGUCACCGCCGCUUCCGGUAAUAAUACCGUUCCUGUUUCUUUUACUCCGGUCUCGAAUUCCAUGGAUGACAAUUCAGCCACGGCGUGGAUUGACGGCGUUAUACGGGACCUUAUCCACACCUCGGCUAAUGUUUCCAUUCCUCAGCUCAUCCAUAACGUUCGGGAGAUUAUUUACCCUUGCAACCCGAACCUCGCUGCUCUACUCGAAUACCGGCUCCGUUCUUUAAUGGAUCCACUUGAACGGAGGAGAGAGGCUCCGCCAUUGCAUCUGCCGGAGGUGGCGUUGCCGAGGCACCAUGGUCAGCAACAAGGCUCGUCUGGGCUCACGCUUAACUUGGACUCCGCCAUAGAUAGUCUCCCUAAUUACUCCUUCACAGAUUCCGGUGCCAUGAAUCAAUACAUGAGUUGGGGAAUAACACCACUUCCGAUCUCUUCUAACAAUCAUCAGAUUUGUAGUUUGUCAGCGACGACUACUCCGCCGGUUCCUUCGAUAAACCUGCACCACCGGGCUGAGGAGCAGCCGUUGGUACGAGAAAACGCUUCUCCAGUCGAGAAGACAACGGCCUCGACGACGGCGACGAAGGCAACGGUGACUACUACUAUGACGCCGACGUGCACCGUUCAAACGGUCCAAGCAUGCAGUGGUAGAGACAGGAAAGAGGAGCUACGGCAACAGAAGAGAGACGAAGAAGGGUUGCACCUCCUGAAGUUGUUACUCCAAUGCGCGGAGGCAGUUUCAGCGAAUAACUUAGACGACGCUAAUAGGAUGUUGUUAGAGCUCUCGCAACUGUCGACUCCGUUCGGGACAUCGGCUCAGCGCGUAGCGGCGUAUUUCUCAGAAGCUAUCUCAGCGAGGCUGGUGAGUUCGUGCUUGGGAAUAUGCGGCGGUCUGCCGUCGAUUCCGCCGAGCCAUACUCAAAAGCUGGUCUCGGCUUUUCAGGUGUUCAAUGGGAUAAGUCCAUUCGUUAAGUUCUCGCAUUUUACAGCAAAUCAAGCUAUACAAGAAGCUUUUGAAAAGGAGGAGAGAGUGCACAUCAUAGAUCUUGACGUAAUGCAAGGCUUGCAAUGGCCUGGACUAUUUCACAUUCUUGCUUCAAGACCCGGCGGGCCACCGCACGUUCGCCUCACGGGACUCGGAACCUCCUUAGAGGCCCUGGAAGCCACCGGGAAACGUUUAUCUGAUUUUGCAGACAAACUGGGAAUUCCCUUUGAAUUUUGUCCGGUGGCGGAUAAAGUAGGGAACUUGGAACCAGAGAGGCUUAAAGUAAGCAAGACGGAGGCGGUGGCGGUUCACUGGUUGCAGCACUCUCUUUACGACGUCACCGGCUCCAAUACCAAUAUGCUGUGGCUGUUUCAAAGAUUGGCACCCAAAGUAGUGACCGUAGUAGAACAAGACUUGAGCCACGGCGGGUCAUUCUUGGGAAGAUUUGUGGAGGCCAUACACUACUACUCCGCCCUGUUCGAUUCCUUGGGAGCCAGCUACGGCGAGGAGAGCGAGGAACGGCACGUGGUGGAGCAGCAGCUACUUUCGAAAGAGAUCCGAAACGUUCUGGCACUAGGCGGCCCUAGCGAGGAGGUCAAGUUCCAUAACUGGAGGGAGAAGCUGCAGCAGUCCGGGUUCAAACCCAUCUCUCUCGCUGGCAACGCCGCCACGCAGGCCACGCUGCUCUUGGGAAUGUUCCCCUCCGACGGUUACACCCUGGUCGAGGACAACGGUGCCCUCAAGCUCGGCUGGAAAGACCUUUGCUUGCUUACUGCUUCUGCUUGGAGACCCUUCCAUGCGACUCUACACCGCUAGCUUAUUUUCCUCCUAUAUGUUACCAUCCUCUUAAUUUGCUCUGCCCUUUAGCCAUAUAUAUUUGUAUGUCUUUGACUUAUUGAGGAAACGGUGCUUGUGCUUCAAGGGAUCCCACUCUGUUGUGCCAUUGCCCAUUUACAUUUUGUAUUAU
Hibiscus syriacus is the source of this 2686-nucleotide messenger RNA. Its product is annotated as protein SCARECROW-like. Gene Ontology annotation, cellular component: nucleus. Gene Ontology annotation, biological process: gravitropism; leaf development; regulation of DNA-templated transcription. Bases 304 to 2535 code for a protein of 743 amino acids. The transcript is spliced from 2 exons. Gene Ontology annotation, molecular function: DNA-binding transcription factor activity; sequence-specific DNA binding. The record is from RefSeq and is a predicted model, not a curated record. Lineage: Eukaryota; Viridiplantae; Streptophyta; Magnoliopsida; Malvales; Malvaceae.